CUGGUGAAAACUUGGUGGUUGACGGUGGUUACCAAUGCUGGUGAUCCUCUGUCCGCUCUUCUCCUUCUAAUUCUUCAUACAGUAUACAAUAGAUCUCUAAUAUAUGUUCAACCCACAACUAAUACGCAUUAAGAUUCGUCCUUGCGCACGAUGUAGGCAAGGCACCGAGUUAAAUCGAUUGUUCCUGUUAUGGGGGGAGAAAACCAGAAAAGCAGUCCGGAGAAACCACAUCGAACCCCAUUUGAUCUUCUUUUACAUAGACAAACAGCACAGCGGACAAACGCUAAAGGUAAAAAGAGAGGUAGAUAAUCCGAUGUCUUCUGCUAUCCAAUCAUUGGCAAACCGCCUCAACAAGGGCUCAUCAGUGGUGUUCUUCGUUGGUGCCGGUAUAUCAACAUCUGCCGGCAUUCCAGAUUUCCGUUCCCCUGGUACCGGACUGUACAACAAUCUGUCAAAGCUGAACUUGCCCUAUGCCGAAGCUGUGUUUGAUAUAGACUACUUCAAGAAGGACCCAGUGCCAUUUUAUACGCUGGCGAGGGAGCUGUAUCCAGGGCAGUUCAAGCCUACAAAGUUCCACCUGUUCAUGGCCCUGUUGCAGGAAAAGGGACAGCUGCAUCGGGUUUAUACCCAGAAUAUCGAUACGCUGGAGAGGAUUGCUGGUGUCGAGAGGGACCUGAUAGUGGAGGCACACGGUUGCUUUGACGACCAUAGAUGUGUCAAUUGUUCAAAAGAGCUGGACGGUGACAAGUUCAGACAGAUAAUCUUUAGAGGGGAGAAGGUGGAAUGCCCCCAUUGUGGUGGUUACGUCAAACCGUGUAUCGUGUUCUUCGGAGAAGGUCUGCCCCAGAGGUUCUUUGAGUGCUGGGAUGAAGAUUGCGAUGAGUUUGGUAAUGAAUAUGUCAAUGAAACCGUGGCUAUAGUGGCAGGCACAAGCUUGAAAGUUCAUCCGUUUGCAUCUUUACCGGAAGAACUACCUGAAUCUAUACAGAGGUUCUUGGUCAAUCAGGAAUUGGUUGGCUCCUUUGAGGAUGCUCCGAGAGAUGACGAUGAGGUGUAUCUAGGGAAGAUCGACGAGUUUGUAGAUCUUCUGUGUAGAGAGCUGGGAUGGGAUGAAGAGCUGGAAGGGCUGGUCAGACGUGUGGAGGAUAGUACCGAGGCUGAAGAGUUGGAAGGGGAGGACACCAAGGACACCAAGGACACCAAGGACUCUAAAGACUCUAAAGACUCUAAAGACUCUAAAGACUCUGAAGACUCUAAAGAAAGCAAAGACGAGGCCAAGUCGAAAGACCUCAGGGACCUUGAAGAUGAAGCCGAGGAAACAAUCAACAAAGGCAUCAACAGCUUAUCCAUAUAACCCACUAAUAACCGAUGAUCUCGUAUAUUUUCAAUAUAACAUAUAUACAGGCC
Messenger RNA from Williopsis jadinii, 1407 nucleotides. It is a transcript of the gene HST2, whose product is annotated as histone deacetylase HST2. Lineage: Eukaryota; Fungi; Ascomycota; Saccharomycetes; Phaffomycetales; Wickerhamomycetaceae. The record is from RefSeq and is a predicted model, not a curated record. The transcript is spliced from 3 exons. Gene Ontology annotation, molecular function: NAD+ binding; histone deacetylase activity, NAD-dependent. Bases 314 to 1354 code for a protein of 346 amino acids.